Protopolystoma xenopodis is the source of this 666-nucleotide messenger RNA. NCBI's taxonomy places the organism in Eukaryota, Metazoa, Platyhelminthes, Monogenea, Polystomatidea, Polystomatidae. The record is from the annotation of a GenBank genome assembly.
AUGCAGUCGCCGCUGGCGGAGCUGAAACUCCCUCUCCGUCUCCGCCUCCUGCCCGACCGACCCGACUCGCGCACCGACCACCUGCCGCUCAUGCAGUCCUGGUGGCCCACCGUCGCCAUUUCCCUCCUCUACGUCGUCGUCGUCUGGGCCUGGCGCAACCGUCUCCUCGACGGCCGCAUCAGCCCGGCCCGACGCAGACGCGGCGCUGCUGUUGGCGUCGGUGCUGGCGUCGGAGGCGCAGGGGGCCAGAGCAUGCUCCCCAUUGUGGGCUACAACGCCGCGAUGGUUGUCUACAACGCCUACGUUCUGAAGGAGUGUAUCUUCGUCGCGCAUCGACUUGGCUACGGCCUCAAAUGCACCGACUACACCUACACCGAUUCGCCCGACUUCCGACGACUCAUUCAGCUCGGCUGGUUCUUCUAUUUCUCCAAAAUCAUCGAAUUCUCCGACACCGCCUUCUUCCUCUGGCGCGGCAAAGUGGACCAGGUCACCUUUCUCCACGUCUUCCAUCACGCCAACAUGCCGCCCGCCAUUUGGCUCGGCCUCCGCUACCUCCCGGGUAUGCUCUUCCUCUCCAUCCCCAUCCGUCCACCGCCAUUUGAGUCAUGGCAACCCGAGGGCUGGUCGAUAUGGCCUGGCUCUCGUCAAAAUCUGCAAGAGAGUUGA